AUGUUGGGAAUACUCACUUCACCGCUUAGGGUGGCGCGUGUCAGCGCUGAUAAGCACCGCCUUUGCGCCUGUAUCAGCGACCAGGGUCUUGUCGGUGUUCAGAUCAACGACGAUGCAACAAAAGCAGUUGUCAACGCGUACGACGGACGGUUCGUUUAUGCUGGAGGCAAUUGGUUUUCUGAUGAGCUACACGGCGCGCCGUACAGCGGCCCUUACUGGCAUGCGAUAGAGGGAGCAGUCAACGGUGCCAAAGAUGAUGGGUGGGUUGGCGGUGAUGAGGCGCAUGGGCUUUGCAAGAAGCAGAAUUGCGACAGUGCAUGCUUCUCGCCUGGGGAAUCUUUCAACUGGCAGGGCUGUGGGCCAGAUGAUGAGUGCUUCACCUCCAAGGCAAAGAAGACGGAUAAGUUUGGUAACCCUGUGUAA
Molecule: messenger RNA, 423 nt
Organism: Colletotrichum scovillei
Lineage: Eukaryota; Fungi; Ascomycota; Sordariomycetes; Glomerellales; Glomerellaceae
Exons: 4
Coding region: 1-423 (140 amino acids)
Source: RefSeq, a predicted model, not a curated record